AUGAGUUCCAAUGCGUGGGAUACAGGUGUCUUAGAGGGGCAAUUGUUCAAGAACCUUACAAAGUAUUCCCUUUAUUUACAGAAACUAUCCACUGCCUCUCAAGUCACAAAACUUGCACAUAUUAUCAACAAAGAACACCAGGAUCAACAGCAUAAUCUCGAUCGCUUCAUUCAGGAAUCACAAUCCAAGCAUAAUCGAGCUAUACGAAGCUUGGAGUUACAGAGAACUGACCUUACAUCCACCUUAUCACAAUAUCAUUCAUGUCUAACCACUGUAGCAAAUUCAAAUGUCGCCGCUAAAGCUAUUAAUGAUGAUAUCGUCGCUAUAGAUAACGAGGAUAAACUUAUCAAGCGUACGUUGCAAUUCGUUCAGGGGGUAAGUGUGCUCAAGAAUAACAUCUCUGUGAUUCAUGCCGCUAUCGAAUCUCGCGAUUACCAACUCGCUGCUCGCUGUAUCACGAGAUUUAGACAGUUGCCUACAGGAGAUUAUUGGAGUCGCAAUUCGCCAGGAGAGUGGUCCCAACUUAGUGAUAUCCCGGAGGAACCAGCAGCCGUGGUUGAAAAGUGGUGCAAUGAGCUUACAGAAGUUUACAAGAGUAGCUUUCUUGAAGCUGCAAAGUCUCAGGAUAUCCAGCAAUUGACUCUUAUCUUUAAGACAUUUCCCCUAGUGGGCCAAAACACUUUGGGGCUCGAUCUCUACUCCAAGUACGUAUGUGAUAUGAUAGCUGAGCAAAGUCGAAGGCUUAUGACUAUGGAGACUAAGAAACGUGGGGUAUUUGCACAGGCACUUUUGCAUCUUUUCAAGAUCGUUUCUACAAUCAUUAAUGAUCAUUCAAAAGUUAUUGCGAGUUGUUACGGUACCAGUUAUAUGAUUCAUGUGAUGGAAAAGGUUGAAAAGGAGGCGGAUUUACAAGCGGGAUUAGUAUUUGAUAUCUUUAACGAGACACGAAAGAUUGACCGUGUCGUUAAGGAUAUUCAAAAUUGGAAUUCAUAUCGUGAUGAGCAAUCCGAGGAAAACGGAGGCGAACUACAUGUUAAUACGUCUGUCGAGUGGGAUACAAAAAAACCUGACACUUUAAGCCUCGGGGACCUGUCUGAUUUGGUCAAUGAAUUCUCAAGCAUGUUGCAAAAUUGGUCCAUGUAUUCAAGGUUUUUCUCAGUGAGGUGGUACGAAUUUUUAGGUUCCACCGAGAUGAGUACAUUGAAAUGUCCCCCACCAAUUGCUGAUAGUCAAUUGACUACGAAGCUUGGUAAGGAUGGUUUUUACCAGAAUUUUGAGAUAUUAGUGCAACAUUAUUUGCUAGAAUCAUUCAAGAAAAGUUUAUCAAUGGAAGAAUUACCUUCAAUAAACAAUUUAAUCAGUCUCAAACCCAUUGAACAUACCGAUAUUUUCUCAUAUCCAGUAUCAUCAAUCUUGGACGAUCUUUCGUUACUGAUAAGAAAGAAUCUGAUUCUGGCAGUCAACACAGGACAGGUUGAGAUUUUCUCUCAUUUUCUUGACCAAUUAGCCAAAUUCUAUCAAAACGAGUUCUUGGUCAAGUUUAUGCAGUCCAAGUUCAAGAGUUUGCAACCAAGACUCAGCUCAUCGCUCAGUCUGAAAAAAUUCGUGCCCAAGAGUGCUGAUGGGUCAGCAGUGACUUCUAGAGCUGCUUCACCUUCAGUUGCAGAAGGUUAUGCUGCAAAAUUAGGUUUCAAUUUCAGAGGAGCAGCUGCAAGCGCAUUGACCAACAUCCAGUCAAAUUUACAAGCAGUGGUUUCAGAUGAGGAAUCAGUCCUUUCAUUGCACCAAUACCUCAUCUACAUCAAUACCUUAUACCUCAACUCUAAUGUGGCACAUAGGUUACUCACUGUAGAAAUUUUGGAGGAAAAUCCAAAGUUGUUGCCCGAUAACUACCCCUUCAACGAUGAUGCUGAAGUGCUAGCAAAGAAGAUUAAUACGUGCGAAACACUCUUCAUCAAGCAGACCACAAAACUACAAAGGUGGUCAGUGAAAUUUCUGUUUGAGAACAUUUUGAUGAGCAAGGUACGAUCUCUGACAACUAAUAUUAUGACUAAUGGUAACGAAAAUCAAUAUAUCUCAGGUGCAGACGACUACGAUGAUCUGACAAUUGUACACGAGUUUGUCAACAAGUGGCAAUCCAUGAUGAUCCCUUACGAGAACGUGUUGGUCAAUGAUGCCUUCACUGAGUUAUUAUCAUUGAUCGUCGACUGCAUCGUCAAGAAACUCGAACAAAAAAUAUGGACACUACAAGUGAACGACUUAGGAGCCACGAAGCUAGAUCGUGAGCUAAGUUUACUCAUCAGUACAGUAUGCUCCAGAAAUUACGUACUAAGGGAAAAAUUCGCCAAAGUGACACAAAUCGCCCUAAUCUUGGGGUUCGACGAUGACGACUUCGACGUUGAGAGCGGCGACUUGAAGGAAGAAAUAUCCAUCGGGAUCAACUGGGUACUCAGUUCACAGGACCGUAUCUCUGCAAGAAACCUCAAGGUAGACAAGAGACGUUAA
This is a messenger RNA of Torulaspora delbrueckii, 2505 nucleotides long. RefSeq names its product Golgi transport complex subunit COG4 (gene COG4). Bases 1 to 2505 code for a protein of 834 amino acids. The record is from RefSeq and is a predicted model, not a curated record. NCBI's taxonomy places the organism in Eukaryota, Fungi, Ascomycota, Saccharomycetes, Saccharomycetales, Saccharomycetaceae. The transcript has a single exon.